Messenger RNA from Periconia digitata, 293 nucleotides. Lineage: Eukaryota; Fungi; Ascomycota; Dothideomycetes; Pleosporales; Periconiaceae. The record is from the annotation of a GenBank genome assembly.
UUUGCGCAAUACCCGGUAUGCAAAGGCACGACUAUCACGGUUAUUCUGCUACUUCACAAUGGUCGGAUAUCCUAUACAGUACGCGUUCGCAGUGCGACAGCGUGUUGGACGGCCGGGUUAGGGAGGGCCUCGCCACCAGGUCGGUUGUCUAUGAUAUAGCUUACAGUACACUGCGGGUAAUGAAGGUGCGCAUCUUGGUCAGCCUAUGCUUUGAGAGGCUGCUGCGGGAGCUGUGUUGGGUAAGUAACGAUGAUGUGUAUUCUCGACUACUCCAAUCACCCUACAAACCAUGA